Trichomycterus rosablanca is the source of this 5989-nucleotide messenger RNA. RefSeq names its product chloride channel 3 (gene clcn3). Gene Ontology annotation, biological process: transmembrane transport; chloride transport. The record is from RefSeq and is a predicted model, not a curated record. Lineage: Eukaryota; Metazoa; Chordata; Actinopteri; Siluriformes; Trichomycteridae. Gene Ontology annotation, cellular component: synaptic vesicle; early endosome; Golgi apparatus. Gene Ontology annotation, molecular function: voltage-gated chloride channel activity. Bases 142 to 2754 code for a protein of 870 amino acids. The transcript has 15 exons.
UGUGAGAGCAGCUGAGAGGAGGAGAGCGGAGGGGAAUGUCACAUAAACACUGACAGAGACAGAACUAUUCCUGUAUAUAUGUUAUUACUGGAGAACAGCAUGGUUCCUCUCGACACUCUGUGCAGGGUGCCACACAGCUAAAUGGAGUCUAAGCAGCUGUUCAACAGAGGCUACUGCAGGAACAGUUACAACAGCAUCACCAGUGCCAGCAGUGACGAGGAGCUGCUCGAUGGCGCCGGCGUCAUCAUGGACUUUCACACCACUGAAGACGACAACCUGCUCGAUGGAGAUGCUUCUCCAGGUUCAAAUUACGCCAUGUCCAACGGUGGGGGUGGAGCUGGAGGGGUGAGCAGCACCACACACCUCCUAGACCUGUUUGAGGAGCCCAUUCCAGGUGUGGGAACCUACGAUGACUUCCACACUAUCGACUGGGUUCGAGAAAAAUGUAAAGAUCGUGAGCGGCACCGCAAGAUUAACAGUAAAAAAAAGGAGUCAGCAUGGGAAUUCGUAAAGAGCCUGUACGAUGCCUGGUCUGGGUGGCUGGUGGUAACGUUAACCGGACUGGCUUCAGGUGCGUUGGCGGGUCUGAUAGACAUUGCUGCUGAUUGGAUGAACGACCUGAAGGAAGGUGUGUGCCUGAGUGCUAUGUGGUUUAAUCAUGAGCAGUGCUGCUGGGGCUCCAACGAGACAACUUUUGCUGAGAGGGACAAGUGUCCACAGUGGAAAUCAUGGGCUGAACUUAUCCUGGGCCAGGCUGAGGGUCCUGGUUCCUACAUCAUGAACUACUUCAUGUACACGUACUGGGCUCUGUUCUUUGCUUUGCUGGCAGUGUGCCUCGUCAAAGUCUUUGCCCCUUACGCCUGUGGCUCCGGGAUCCCUGAGAUUAAGACCAUACUGAGUGGCUUCAUAAUCCGGGGUUACCUGGGUAAAUGGACGCUGAUGAUAAAGACCAUCACUCUAGUGUUGGCUGUGGCCUCAGGACUCAGUUUGGGGAAGGAGGGCCCCCUGGUGCACGUGGCAUGCUGCUGUGGCAACAUCAUCUCAUACUUGUUUCCCAAGUACAGCAAGAACGAGGCCAAGAAACGAGAGGUACUGUCUGCAGCGUCAGCUGCGGGUGUGUCGGUAGCUUUUGGGGCUCCGAUUGGAGGAGUUCUGUUCAGUCUUGAGGAGGUGAGUUAUUACUUUCCACUGAAGACUCUAUGGAGGUCGUUUUUUGCUGCCCUGGUGGCCGCGUUUGUACUUCGCUCCAUUAACCCUUUCGGAAACAGCCACCUGGUGCUGUUCUAUGUGGAGUAUCACACCCCCUGGUACCUGUUCGAGCUCUUCCCUUUCAUCCUACUCGGUGUGUUUGGAGGCCUGUGGGGAGCUUUCUUCAUCCGAGCCAACAUUGCUUGGUGCCGCAGACGCAAGUCCACGCGCUUUGGUAAGUACCCAGUGCUAGAGGUAAUGGCAGUGGCAGCCAUCACAGCCCUUGUGGCCUUUCCAAACCCGUACACGCGGCAGAACACAAGCCAGCUAAUUAAGGAGCUGUUCACGGACUGUGGGCCGCUGGAAUCGUCGCAACUGUGCCAGUACCGCAGCCAAAUGAAUGGCAGUCAGGCAUACUCCGCGGGCACAGAGGCUGCUACGCCAGGCGUUUAUUCUGCUAUGUGGCAGCUCAGCCUGGCACUCAUCUUUAAGAUCAUCAUGACUAUCUUCACCUUCGGGUUAAAGGUGCCAUCGGGUCUGUUCAUCCCCAGCAUGGCGAUCGGGGCGAUAGCCGGUCGUAUUGUGGGAAUUGCUGUGGAGCAGCUGGCCUACUACCACCAUGAUUGGUUCCUGUUUAAAGAGUGGUGUGAAGUGGGUGCAGAUUGCAUCACCCCUGGUCUCUAUGCCAUGGUGGGAGCAGCAGCCUGUCUGGGUGGUGUAACGAGAAUGACGGUCUCUCUGGUGGUGAUUGUGUUCGAGCUGACCGGUGGGUUGGAGUACAUCGUUCCACUUAUGGCUGCUGUGAUGACCAGUAAGUGGGUAGGAGAUGCAUUCGGGCGGGAGGGCAUCUACGAGGCACACAUCCGCCUCAAUGGCUACCCGUUCCUGGACGCUAAAGAGGAGUUCACGCACACCACGACAGCUCGAGAGGUGAUGCGGCCGCGGCGUAAUGAGCCACCGUUAGCGGUGCUGACUCAGGAUGAUCUGACGUUGAGAGAACUGCAGGCCAUCAUCGGUGAGACGAGCUACAAUGGCUUCCCUGUUAUCGUCUCCAAGGAGUCUCAGAGACUGGUGGGAUUCGCCCUGCGUAGGGACAUCACUAUAGCUAUAGAAAAUGCACGGCGAAAGCAAGAAGGCAUUGUGCUGAAUUCACGCGUAUAUUUCACACAGCAUGCCCCAACUCUGCCAGCGGACAGCCCUCGCCCUCUAAAGCUGCGCAGCAUCCUGGACAUGAGUCCCUUCACCGUCACCGACCACACACCCAUGGAGAUCGUGGUAGACAUCUUCCGCAAGCUUGGCCUGCGCCAGUGCCUCGUCACGCACAAUGGGAUUGUAUUGGGCAUCAUCACUAAGAAGAAUAUUUUAGAGCAUCUGGAGGAGCUCAAGCAGCACACGGAGCCCCUGGCGUCUCCUUGGUAUUAUUACAAAAAAAGAUAUUCUCCGUCACAUGGCCCAGAUGGCAAACCAAGAUCCCGAGUCCAUAAUGUUCAACUAACGCCCUCAACCAGACAUGAAGAUGAGGAGUGUGAAGAGGAGGUCAGAUUACUGGACCUUACGUCUCACUGACCCUUUUGUAUCCUGCCCCCUUUGCCACCCAGCACCUAAACUGGAACCUCACUGGCCGUCAGUCGCCUGCUGGAAACUUCCAGAUCUUCAUCCAGGAUGAGCCAGGAUGUGUGUGAAACAGGCCUAAAGAUGGCCCACAGCUAAACAUGAUAUAAGCUGUUGUUUUCACACUGGGAUAUGCACUGACUGGACAUGACCCUGGCCUGGCACCUUGCCUCUAUUGACUUCCUCAGUGAGAUAAAAGGUUGCAGCUGAGACGAAGGACCUUUACGAUGAACCAGUGUGACUUUUGCCAUCUGAACUGCCCUGCCAUGAUCCUGCUGGACUUUGCAAUCGAUGUUUACCUGUAACCCAAGAGGUAGAGAGUUUGUGUGUGUGUGUGUGUGUGUGCAUGAAUGAGAAGGUCUCUACGUCUCAGACAGGUUGUUUUACCGUAUCCUCAGUUAUGUUCUGGAAUGUUCUGCAGGAGAGAGGAAACCACCCUGCUGUGGAAGUGUGUGUGUGUGUGUGUGCUUGUGUGAAUGAGGGAAUUCUGAUCCAUCGAGUAUUUAACAUUGUGAGAUGAUCAAGUGUACAAAAUCAUAUGUGACAUCACCUUCUGCAAAGCUGCUUAAUGGUUAUUAAGUUUGUUCUUUAUUGAAACGUUUAGCACAGCAAACUAGGGGUGUAAUGAUACUCUCACCAAAUCCUCUCAUGUAUUGUUGUUUGUGCACCAUCAUACAGUAUCAUACAGGUGCUGUGGCAAAGUGACACACCAGAAUAGUUAGUGUUCGCCAUAAAGUCCAGACCUUGUGGGUUUGAGCCCUGACUAUGCUACUGUGUCACAGCUGAGAGCUGAUUGGCUCUGGUCUCUAGGUGGAGGAAUGGUAACCAUGUCUCCACUAUUAAUCAUACAAUAUCAGUCAAUCCCAGGUGUUCUGUGCUGCUGUUGUUAAAGGUAAUUGGGAAGCACCCUCUAUGUGUAAUGACCUGUCCAGUGACUGGGCUACAGUUUAAAAGCAGGUGACUUAGUUUACCCCCUUUUCUACCCAAUUUAGACACAGUCAAUUCCCACUGGUUUGUGAGGGUGGGAAGGGCGAUCCGUGUUUCCCCCCCAGACACAUGAAGCCACUGGAACUAAAGAAGUGAACUGGGAUAAUGAAAUUACUUGGUGUUAAUUGCUUUGCAUAGGUGCUUUGCAACUAGCAGUCCAUCACAGUUUUACAGUUUGUUUUACAGGUACUGUUCAUGCCUUGAUAUAACCCAAUACAUCCAGUCCUGUUUUAUCCAGUCUAGAAGUGAGCACUUUGAUCACACAAAAUGUUAAAAAGCUGUAGUAAAAAGUUCUAAUUUGUAUUAAUUUUCCAUCCAUUGCUUAAUCCUAGUCAGGGUCGUGGUGGGCCCAGGUAAAAACUGGAUGCAGGGCAGGACCCUGAACAGAGCACCAAUCCAUCUCAGGGCUUCGGCCAACCCCCCUUCCUCAGACAUAGCCAAUCAUGUCUGUGUAGACGCCCGGCCAGCCGAAAGCACCGCUAAGGAUCAAACCCAGACCUCAGUGGUGGUGGGACAGAGUUGUACCACUGAGCAUCUCAGAUCUGACAUGCUCUCUGUCCUCCGCUGUAAAGUAGCAUUAUUCACAAAGCUUAUUGUACUGUGACUAUUAAUAAAGAAACAACACUAAUAUUAGCAUGUAUUGUUACACCCCUACUGCAAACACACUUUGUCAGGCAGAUGAAGCAUCAGGUGGGCUAUGUUUUUUUUCUUCCUCGAAUCCACCUGAGCUGGAGUUUUAUUUCUCUUUUCUUUUUUGAUACUAGAAAUGAAUAAAUAACAGCUUAUUCAAGAUUUGACCUGCUACACCUGCUGGAUGUAUUGAUCAUGUUAUUUACAGAGUCAGUCUUUGCUUUUAUGAUGAAAUGUGCUACAUUUUUUUAAAGGUUCUGUCAUGUAAUGGUUAGUGUAAGAUCUUCAUUCAUCAGUUUCACACGGCUGUUUAUAACUGGAAUGCACAUGCUGCCUUCACAUGCUUGUAAAAUGUCUUUUUUUUUCUCAGUGGCUCACACGUUCAGAGGUCAGCAGAUCUUUCAUCUGCUUGUUUGAUUUGGCACUGAUGCAACCCUCCUGUUUGGCUUGGGAAUGACACCAAGAGUGCGCUGUUGAAGAUCCAGAUUGUUUUGGACAAGACAACUUUUAUCUAUGGAAAAUCUGUGUAAUGAAACUUAAUUUAUAUAAGAAAACAAUAAAUAUAACAAUAUCACUAAACAAGGCCAGUAAAAAGCCCUAAUAUACUAGAUAUUUAAUUGCAGUAUGUGUUAUGAUAUUGUUAAGAACUGUUGGCUAGACUUGGCUAGACUUUUUAGUGUGUAUUUGUGCUUCCAUCUCUGCUUCUUCUCUUCAUGAAUUUGAUGAGCUCAGACACACGUUCUGAUCGGUGGUAUUUUCUUGCUUUAUUUGUGGGAACAUGUUAAAAAAAUCACCUGCCACUGACCACCAAAAAUUUUCCUUCUUUUAACAAAAUGAAAGCGUAAGGUCAGGUCAGUGAUGUGAGAUACGGGUAUUAAGAAACCUUUAUUUACAGCUGUUCUGAGAGCACAUGAAGGCAGCAUGAGGAUUGAUCUUGCCCUUUCUGCUGAAUAAUUUAACGUGUCUUUAACUUAAUUAUUCCACAGCCUGCAUUUCUCUCCAAUGAAAUAUCACGAUCGCUAACACUGGACGUUUACGAAGCCCGUGUGAUGACUUGAACGCUGAUCCACCCUGUGAAUUAAACUAGAAACUGAAAAUUUAAGCUCAUUUGAGGGUCUGAAGAAAUUAUUAGCAUUCUUGUUGAAAGGAACUGGGUAUACACUGACACAAUUAAACAUAACUGGAUUUUUUCCAUCAAUAGUGCUUUCUAUCAUUUUUUUUCUUCUCAUUUCUAACUUAUUAAACAAACUUAUUAAACUGUCUUUUUCUAAAACACAUUGUUGUAUCAUCUAAUACACAAACGUGCCGUGCUUGCAUUGUUUCUCGACUCUUUGUCUCCCUCCAAAUGAAAUAAAGCUGAUAGAGAAGGUGGGGGAGCUCUCGGUUCUCAGCAGCAGUUUGUGUUUCUGUUGAUGAAAACAGUGACAUUGUUCUCGUUUGUGUUCCUCUCUCAUUCUUUUUUAAUUUAUAAUAGCACUAGAUUUGUACAUUAAUGUAAAUUUUAAGUACAGUUACACAGUUGAUGGUUUGAUUGUACAUUUAAAACGUGUAAAAUUAAAUUGUUUAAAAUCUA